Molecule: messenger RNA, 20606 nt
Organism: Castor canadensis (American beaver)
Lineage: Eukaryota; Metazoa; Chordata; Mammalia; Rodentia; Castoridae
Source: RefSeq, a predicted model, not a curated record
AACGCAGCCUGGAACCCCGCGCCCGGCGCCUGGCGGGAGGGGGUGUGGCGCGCAGGGGUGGUGCUGGGCCCCUGCCUAGAGGCUAAAGCCGCCUGGGUGACCUUCGCAUCCGACAGGAGCAGGCUGCGGGAGGUGGGGAGGCCUAACCCCCCAGUUUGCAGCCCGGAGGAGGAACCGAUCGGCUUGCGGAGGGAGAGGGAGGGCGGGGAGAGCCGCCGAGCCGCCGGCGCUGGAGGGAGUGCACGCCAGUCGGGUCGAGCGCUGGAGCCGGGCGGGAGCCGCUGGCCCGAGCGGGGCUGGGAUUGUUGCACUCGGUCACCAGGGUGGCAGGCCGGCCGCAGCCCCGCAGACUGCGCCCGAGGCCCCGCACAGGGCGCGCGGACAGCAGCGCACCGCACCCCGCGGUCCAGCGGAUCCCCGGCGCAGAGCCCUGAGGAGGCGAUCGCUCGCUCGCGUCGCCUCGCUGCUGGGAACCUGACCGAGGCCGAGAGUGAAGGUAAAAGGAAAGACAGAGACAGAGAGAAGUGCAAGAAGAACCAAUUGCUAACAAAUUGUUCUUGAGGUCAUCUAAGAAGGCUGUCUGAAAACAAAAGAAAAAGUGGAUCUAUCUUUGGGAGGACUGUCUCCUUACUGGCCACUGCCAGGACCUGGAUUCAUCUGUGACUCAAACAGACCUAAAAAGUUCACAUAAGCUGUCUGGAGUGGAGUAGUCUUGCCCUGCCUUGGGGGACAUCUCUUGGUGUUGGCUUCAUGCUACAUGAGGAACCAUGGCAACAUCCAGGACAGCCUCGCGGUCUCAUAGGGACAUCACCAACGUGAUGCAAAGGCUUCAAGAUGAGCAAGAGAUUGUACAAAAACGUACUUUCACAAAAUGGAUCAACUCUCAUCUGGCCAAGCGGAAGCCCCCCAUGGUGGUGGAUGAUCUUUUUGAAGACAUGAAGGAUGGUGUCAAGCUCCUUGCUCUUCUGGAGGUCCUGUCUGGGCAAAAACUGCCUUGUGAACAAGGACGCCGCACAAAACGCAUCCACGCUGUGGCUAACAUUGGAACUGCGCUCAAAUUCCUUGAAGGAAGAAAGAUUAAAUUAGUCAACAUUAACUCCACUGACAUAGCUGAUGGCCGGCCAUCAAUAGUUCUUGGAUUGAUGUGGACCAUUAUUCUGUAUUUCCAGAUUGAAGAGCUGACUAGCAACCUGCCACAGCUGCAGUCAUUGUCCAGCAGUGCAUCCUCUGUGGACAGUAUCGUCAGCAUUGAGACCGCCAGCCCACCAAGCAAACGCAAGGUGGCCACCAAGAUCCAGGGUAAUGCUAAGAAGACACUGUUGAAAUGGGUUCAGUACACAGCAGGAAAGCAGAUAGGGAUAGAAGUGAAGGACUUCGGGCGGAGUUGGCGAAGUGGGGUUGCCUUCCAUUCAGUCAUCCAUGCGAUCCGACCUGAGCUGGUGGACUUAGAGAGGGUGAAGAUCAGAUCGAACAGAGAGAACCUGGAGGAGGCUUUCAUGAUUGCUGAAACGCACCUGGGCAUCCCAAGACUGCUAGAUCCUGAAGAUGUGGAUGUGGACAAGCCAGAUGAGAAGUCCAUCAUGACCUAUGUUGCCCAGUUUCUGAAACGCUAUCCUGACGUCCACAGUGCAGGCACCGAUGGGCAAGAGAAUGAUAGAGAAGACAGACUAAUUUUGAAAGAAACAAAAGUUUGGAUAGAACAAUUUGAAAGAGAUUUGACAAGGGCACAGAUGACAGAAUCAAAUUUGCAAGAUAAAUAUCAGUCAUUUAAGCACUUCAGAGUUCAAUAUGAAAUAAAAAGGAAACAGAUUGAACAGUUAAUACAACCGUUGCAUAGAGAUGGUAAAUUGUCACUUGACCAAGCAUUGGUCAAACAAUCUUGGGACAGAGUGUCUUCCAGGCUCUUUGAUUGGCACAUAGAGCUUGACAAAUCUCUUCCUGCCCCUCUGGGGACUAUAGGGGCCUGGCUAUACAGGGCAGAGGUGGCCCUGGGAGAGGAGAUAACCAUUCAGCAGGUCCAUGAGGAAACAGCAAAUACAAUACAACGGAAACUUGAGCAGCAUAAGGAUCUGCUUCAAAACACAGAUGCCCACAAAAGAGCAUUCCAUGAAAUCUACAGGACCAGGUCUGUUAACGGGAUCCCAGUGCCACCUGAUCAACUAGAGGACAUGGCCGAGAGGUUUCAUUUCGUUUCCUCUACAUCAGAGCUACACCUAAUGAAAAUGGAAUUUCUAGAAUUAAAGUACCGUCUGCUCUCACUGCUGGUUCUUGCAGAGUCGAAGCUGAAGUCUUGGAUCAUCAAGUAUGGGAGACGGGAGUCCGUGGAGCUGCUUCUGCAGAACUACAUCUCUUUUAUAGAAAACAGUAAGUUUUUUGAACAAUAUGAAGUGACAUACCAGAUCUUGAAGCAGACAGCUGAAAUGUAUGUUAAAGCAGAUGGCUCAGUGGAAGAAGCUGAGAAUGUGAUGAAAUUCAUGAAUGAGACCACUGCUCAGUGGAGGAACCUCUCGGUGGAGGUGAGGAGUGUGAGGAGCAUGCUGGAGGAGGUGAUCUCCAACUGGGAUCGCUAUGGCAACACCGUGGCUAGUCUUCAAGCCUGGCUGGAGGAUGCAGAGAAAAUGCUAAACCAAUCAGAAAAUGCCAAAAAGGAUUUUUUUCGAAACUUGCCUCAUUGGAUCCAGCAGCAUACUGCCAUGAAUGAUGCUGGCAACUUUCUAAUUGAAACUUGUGAUGAGAUGGUUUCCCGUGACCUUAAGCAGCAAUUGCUGCUGCUGAAUGGGCGAUGGAGGGAGUUGUUUAUGGAAGUCAACCAAUAUGCUCGAGCUGACGAGAUGGACAGAAUGAAGAAAGAAUACACAGACUGUGUUACCACCCUCUCUGAUUUUGCAACAGAAGCCCAUAGGAAACUUUCUGAGGCCUUAGAAGUCUCCUUUCUUAAUGUCAGGUUAUUAAUUCAAGACUUGGAGGACAUUGAGCAGAAGUUACCUGUUAUGGACGCUCAGUACAAGAUGAUGACAAAGACAGCACAUCUUGUUGCCAAAGAAAGCCCUCAAGAGGAAGCUAAUGAAAUGUUUGCAACCAUGUCCCAGCUCAAAGAAAAGCUAAGCAAGGUCAAAGAAUGUCAUUCCCCACUCCUGUAUGAGUCCCAGCAGCUGUCAGUUCCAUUGGAGGAGCUGGAAAAGCAGAUGACAUGCUUCUAUGAGUCACUUGGGAAAAUCAAUGAGAUUAUAACCGUUCUUGAGCACGAGGCACAAUCUAGUGCUCUUUUUAAACAAAAACAUCAGGAGCUGGUAGCUUGCCAAGAAAGCUGUAAGAAGACUUUAACACUCAUUGACAAGGGCAGUCAAAGUGUUCAAAAGUUUAUAAGCAUGAGCAAUGUCUUAAAGCAUUUUGAUCAGACAAAGCUACAGAGACAGAUUGCAGAUGUUCAUUUUGCUUUUCAGAACAUGGUAAAGAAAACUGGAGACUGGAAGAAGCACGUGGAAGCCAACAGCCGCUUGAUGAAGAAGUUUGAGGAGUCUCGGGCAGAGUUGGAAAAGGUGCUGCGUGUCGCUCAGGAGGGCCUGGAGGAGAAGGGGGACCCUGAAGAACUCCUGCGUAGACACACCGAGUUCUUCAGCCAGCUGGAUCAGAGGGUGCUUAAUGCUUUCCUGAAAGCUUGCGAUGAGCUCACAGACAUCCUCCCCGAGCAGGAGCAGCAAGGGCUGCAGGAAGCUGUCAGGAAGCUCCAUAAGCAGUGGAAGGAUCUUCAAGGAGAAGCCCCUUAUCAUUUGCUCCAUCUGAAAAUCGCAGUGGAAAAGAACAGAUUCUCUGCCUCUGUAGAAGAAUGCAGAGCUGAGCUGGACCGAGAGACCAAGCUGGUGUCCCAGGAAGGCAGCGAAAAGACCAUUAAAGAGCAUAGGAUUUUCUUCAGUGACAAAGGUCCUCAUCAUCUCUGUGAGAAAAGGCUACAAUUCAUUGAGGAACUGUGUGAGAAACUCCCAACACGGGACCCAGUAAGGGACACACCUAAAACCUGUCACAUGGCUCUCAAAGAACUCAGAGCUGCCAUUGACAGCACCUAUGUGAAGCUCAUGGAAGACCCAGACAAAUGGAAGGACUAUAUUAGCAGAUUUUCUGAGUUCUCAUCUUGGAUGUCUGCCAAGGAGAAACAGUUGAAGAGAAUCAAGGAUGAAGCUAUUGAUACUGCCAACCACGAAGAGGUUAAGCGUGCUGUCGAUGAGAUUAGAAAUGAUGUUACCAAAAAAGGCGAGACUCUUAGCUGGCUGAAAUCCAGGCUUAAAAUUUUGAUUGAAGUUUCUUCUGAGAGUGAAGCCCAAAAGCAAGGAGAUGAGCUAGCAGACUUAUCCAGCUGUUUCAAGGCAGUGGUGACUCUGCUGUCAGAGGUGGAGAACAUGGUCAGCAACUUUGGGGACUGCAUUCAGUACAAAGAAAUAGUGCAAAGUUCCAUGGAGGAGUUAAUUUCUGGCUCUCAGGAGGUCCAGGAAGAGGCAAAAAAGAUCCUGGACUCUGAAAAUCUGCUCGAAGCACAGCAGUUCCUUCUUCAUCACCAGCAAAAGACCAAGCUGAUCUCGGCCAAGCGGAGGGACCUGCAGCAGCAGAUGCAGCGUGCGCAGCAGGGGCCGGGCGGGCCAGCAGGGCCGGGCCACAAGGAGCUGCAGGAGCUGGACAGCACCCUGGCCGGCCUGGAGCAGAGCCGGGAGAGGCAGGAGCGCCGCAUCCAGGUCACCUUAAGGAAAUGGGAACGAUUUGAGACAAGCAAGGAGACAGUGGUCAGAUACCUUUUUCAAACAGGUUCCAGCCAUGAGCGCUUCCUGAGUUUCAGCAGUUUGGAAAGCUUAUCUUCAGAAUUGGAGCAGACAAAGGACUUUUCUAAGAGGACAGAAAGUAUUUCAGUCCAGGCUGAGAACCUUGUAAAGGAAGCUUCUGAGAUACCGCUUGGGCCCAGGAAUAAGCAGCUGCUUCAGCAGCAGGCCAAGUCAAUCAAAGAGCAAGUCAAAAAGCUAGAAGACACACUUGAAGAAGAUAUUAAAACGAUGGAAAUGGUGAAAACCAAGUGGGAUCAUUUUGGCAGUAAUUUUGAGACCCUGUCCAUCUGGAUAACUGAGAAAGAAAAUGAACUCAAUGCCUUGGAAACUUCGCCAUCUGCCAUGGACAUGCAAAUCAGCCAAAUUAAGGUCACAAUUCGGGAAAUAGAAAGUAAGAUCAGCAGCAUUACAGGAUUAGAAGAUGAGGCUCAGUCUUUUGCUCAAUUUAUUACCACUGGAGAAGCUGCUCGAAUCAAAGCCAAGUUGACACAAGUAAGAAGAUACUGGGAAGAACUCCGAGAGCAUGCACAAUGCCUGGAAGGAACAAUCUUGGGGCAUUUAUCUCAGCAGCAAAUGUUUGAAGAGAAUCUUAGAAAGAUUCAACAGUCUCUGUCUGAAUUUAAAGACAGACUUGAUUCUCCAAUUAAAAUAUGUUCUUCAGCUACAGAAACAUACAAAGUUCUCCAAGAACAGAUGGACCUGUGUCAGGCGCUGGAGUCUCUGAGCAGCACGAUCGCCACCUUCUCAGCCAGUGCCCGGAAGGUGGUGAACAGAGACUCCUGCAUCCAGGAGGCUGCAGCCAUACAGCAGCAGUAUGAGGGCACACUAAGGAGGGCCAAAGAGAGACAGACUGUGCUGGAGGACCUGCUGGCCCACUGGCAGAGGCUAGAAAAAGAACUGUCAUCCUUUUUGACCUGGUUAGAACGGUGUGAGGCCAUAGCCAGUUCCCCAGAAAUGGACAUUUCUGCAGACAGAGUCAAAGUGGAAGGCGAACUUCAGUUGAUACAGGCACUGCAAACUGAAGUUGUGUCACAGGCAUCCAUCUACAGCAACCUUCUGCAGUUGAAGGAAUCCCUGUUCUCAGUAGCCUCCAAGGAGGAUGUGAAAAUGGUGAAGCUACAUUUGGAGCAGUUGGACGAGAGGUGGAGAGACUUACCACAGAUGGUUAGCAAAAGGAUGAGUUUUCUUCAGUCUGUGGUGGCUGAGCACCAGCGAUUUGAUGAGCUGCUGCUUUCUUUUUCUGUCUGGAUUAAGCUGUUUCUCAGUGAGUUACAAACUACCUCUGAGAUAAGCUUAAUGGAUCACCAAGUGGCCCUUACCCGGCACAAGGACCAUGUGGCACAAAUAGAGAACAAAAAAGAAGAAUUGCAGAGUCUGCAGGCCCACUUAGCAAAGCUGGGUUCUCUGGGCCGAGCUGAGCACCUCUGCCUCCUCCAGGGCAAGGCAGAGGACUGCUUCCAGCUCUUUCAGGAGGCCCACCAGGUGGUGGAGAGGCGGCAGCUCGCCCUAUCCCAGUUGGCACAGUUCCUCCAGAGCCACGCCUCACUGUCUGGGGUUCUCCAUCAGCUGAGGCAAACGGUAGAAUCAACCAGCAGCAUGAAUAAGAAGCAGUCAGACUUGCUAGAAAAGGACCUCAGUGACGCCAUGCAAGAUGUGAAGACACUAGAAUCUACUGCCAUCAGUCUCGAUGGCAUCCUUACCAAAGCCCAGUACCAUCUGAAAGAUGGGAGCACAGAGCAGAGGACUUCCUGCAGAGCUGUGGCUGAUCAGCUCUGUUCAGAAGUAGAGCGGAUCCAGAACCUUUUGGGAACCAAGCAGAGUGAGGCAGAUGCUCUGGCAGUAUUGAAAAAAGCAUUCCAAGACCAGAAAGAGGAGUUGCUGAAAAGCAUCGAGGACAUUGAAGAAAGGACGGACAGAGAGAGACUGAAAGAACCCACCCGCCAAGCACUACAGCAGAGGCUGAGAGUGUUCAAUCAGCUAGAAGAUGAGUUGAAUUCUCACGAGCAUGAACUAUGUUGGUUGAAAGACAAAGCCAAACAAAUUGCCCAGAAAGAUGUGGCUUUUGCACCAGAAGUGGACAGGGAGAUCAAUCGCUUAGAAGUCACCUGGGAUGACACCAAGAAACUAAUUCAUGAAAACCAGGGGCAGUGCUGUGGACUUAUUGACUUAAUGAGGGAAUAUCAGAACUUGAAGUCAGUGGUGUCUAAAGUCCUAGAAGAUGCAAGAAGUGUCAUUGGAACUAGAACUACUAUAAAAGAUCAGGAAGACCUUAAAUGGGCUUUUUCCAAGCAUGACACUGUCAAGAACGAAAUGGAUUGUAAACAGAAGGAGCUGGACAGUUUUACCAGCAAAGGCAAGCACCUGUUAUCUGAGCUGAAAAAACUCCACAGUGGUGACUUCAAGUUGGUGAAAACAGACAUGGAAAGUACCGUGGACAAGUGGCUAGAUGUCUCAGAGAAGAUUGAAGAAAAUAUGGACAGGCUGAGAGUAAGCCUGUCCAUUUGGGAUGACAUCCUUUCAAGUAAAGAUGAAAUUGACGGAUGGUCAAACAACUCUCUUCCACAGCUGACUGAAAACAUCAGCAACCUGGACAACAGCCUCAAAGUUGAAGAAUUCCUUAAAGAAUUUGAGUCUGAAGUUAAAAAUAAAGCCUUGAAAUUAGAAGAAGUACAUUCCAAAGUUAAUGGUCUCAAAGAAUUAACUAAAAAUCCAGAAACGCCACCAGAACUUCAGUUUAUAGAAGCAGACUUACGGCAGAAACUGGAGCAUGCCAAAGAAAUAACUGAAGAAGCAAAAGGCACCUUGAAGGAUUUCACCACUCAGCGCACACAAGUGGAGAAGUUUAUUAGAGAUGUAACACCAUGGCUGGCCGAGGAGAAAGAAUCGUUGCUGAACUGUGCCCAAACCGAGACUUGUGAAGGAGUGAGAAAGGUCAAGGAAAUACUAAAAGAACUUCAGAGUCAGCAAAACAACAUCAGCUCCACCCAAGAAAAUCUCAAUAGCUUGUGUCGCAAGUACCACUCGGUGGCACUGGAGAGCCUGGGCCAGGCCAUGACGGGGCUGAUAAAGAAGCACGAAGCCGUGAGCCAGCUAUGCUCUAAGAUGCAGGCCAGUCUGCAGGAUUCUCUGGAAAGACACUUCAAUGAGUCUAUGCAGGAAUUCCAAGAAUGGUUUAUGGGAGCAAAAGCAGCAGCCAAAGAAUCUUCUGACAGAACUGGGGACAGCAAAGCUCUCGAGGCGAAACUCCAGGAUCUGCAGAAUGUCUUGGACUCCAUCAGUGAUGGGCAAAACAAGCUUGAUACGGUGACUCAAGAAGGACAAACUCUAUACACACAUUUGUCUAAACAAAUGGUCAGCAGUAUCCAGGAACAGAUCACAAAGGCAAAUGAAGAGUUUCAAGCAUUUCUGAAACAAUGUCUUAAAGACAAGCAGGCUCUCCAAGACGCUGCUUCAGAGCUGGGGAGCUUUGAGGAUCAGCACAGAAAACUGACAUUAUGGAUCCAUGAGAUGGAAGAAAGGUUAAAGACAGAAAACUUGGGAGAGAGUAAACAGCACCUUCCUGAGAAGAAGAACGAAGUUCAUAAAGUUGAAAUGUUUCUGGGAGAACUGCUGACCGCAAGAGAGUCUCUGGACAAGCUUUCCCAGAGAGGGCAGCUGCUUGGUGAAGAAGGCCAUGGUGCAGGGCAAGGAGGCCGUCUGUGCUCCCAGCUCCUCACCAGUUACCAGAACUUACUCAGGGCGACCAAGGAGAAACUGCGGGGCUGCCAGCUGGCCCUCCAGGAGCACGAAGCCCUGGAAGAAGCACUGCAGAGCGUGUGGUCCCGGGUGAAAGACAUUCAGGACAGACUGGCUCAUGCAGAGAGCACUGUAGGGUGCAAGGAGACCUUGAAGAAACGGCUGUCACAGAUACAGGAUAUUCUCCUGAUGAGAGGUGAAGGAGAAGUGAAGUUGAACAUGGCCAUUGGUAAAGGAGAACAGGCUGUGAGAAGCAGCAACAGAGAAGGCCAGAAGGCAAUUCAGGCUCAGCUAGAGACCCUUAAGACCAUGUGGGCGAACAUCAUGAGUUCCUGUGUCCAGGCUCAGAGCACUCUAGAGGCUGUGAUCCGCCAGUGGGACGACUAUCUAGAGAGGAAAAACCAGUUGGAACAGUGGAUGGAAUCGGUGGAUCAAAAAGUCGAGCAUCCCUUGCACCUGCAACCAGGCCUAAAAGAGAAGUUCUCCCUGCUGGACCACUUUCAGUCUGUCAUCACUGAGGCGGAGGAGCACACUGGGGCUCUGCACAGCCUCACAGCCAAGUCCAGGGAGCUCUACGAGAGGACUCGGGAUGAAUCUUUCCAGGAAAGUGCUCAGGAGGAACUGAGGACACAGCUUCAUGAUAUAACCACUGUGGCCAAGGAGAAAAUGAGAAAAGUGGAAGAGAUUGUGAAAGACCACCUCAUGUACUUAGAUGCAGUCCAGGAAUUCACCGACUGGCUCCAUUCAGCCAAGGAAGAACUUCACCGAUGGUCAGACAUGUCUGAGGAUUCAUCAGCCGCCCAGAAAAAGUUGUCCAAAAUUAAGGAGCUGAUAGAUUCCAGAGAGAUCGGUGCUGGCCGCCUGAGCCGAGUGGAGUGGCUGGCCCCUGCAGUGAGACAGAACACAGCUGCCAGUGGGUAUGAGCUCAUGCUCACAGAGAUGCAGGCCCUGCGAGCCGACUGGAAGCAGUGGGAAGACAGCGUGUUCCAGACGCAGAGCAACCUGGAGAACCUGGUCAGUGAAAUGGCCCUCUCAGAGCAGGAGUUCUCAAGCCAGGUGGCCCAACUUGAGCAGGCCCUGAAAGAGUUCAGUGCCCUUCUGAAAACCUGGGCCCAGCAGCUAACCUUCCUGGAAGGCAAGAACACAGAUAAGGAGGUAGUGGAAGGCUGGCACAAAGCACAAGAGAUCCUGGAUGCCUUACAAAAAGCAGAGCCCACGACAGAGUUGCUCAAGUCUCAACUGAAUGAGCUCUGUCGAUUUUCAAGGGACCUGAGUCCAUACAGUGGGGAAGUUUCUGACUUGAUUAAAGAAUAUAAUUGUCUUUGUUUGCAAGCAUCCAAGGGCUGCCAGAAUAAAGAGCAGAUUUUACAGCAAAGAUUUCAAAAAGCCUUCAGGGAGUUCCAGCAGUGGUUGAUGAACGCAAAAAUCACAACUGCUAAAUGUUUUGAUGUUCCUCAGAACAUGAAUGAAGUUUCAGCAAGUCUUCAGAAAAUACAGGAGUUUUUGUCUGAGAGUGACAAUGGGCAGCAUAAGCUAAACACAAUGCUGGCAAAAGGAGAGCUUCUGAGUUCUGUGCUGACCAAAGAAAAGGCGAAAGGUGUCCAGGCCAAAGUUGCAACUGCAAAAGAAGAUUGGAAAACUUUUCAUUCAAAUCUGCACCAGAAGGAAUCUGCCCUAGAGAGUCUAAAGAUCCAAAUGAAGGACUUCGAAGUGAGUACUGAACCUGUACAGAACUGGCUGAGUAAAACCGAGAAACUGGUCCAGGAAAGCAGCAACCGCCUUUAUGAUCUGCCAGCGAAGAGGAGAGAGCAACAGAAACUCCAGUCUGUCCUUGAGGAAAUCCACUGCUAUGAGCCUCAGCUCAACAGGCUGAAGGAGAAAGCUGUGCAGCUGUGGGAAGGACAAGCUGCUAGCAAGAGCUUUGUGCACAGAGUGUCUCAACUGUCUUCUCAGUAUCUAGUGCUAAGCAAUUUAACCAAGGAGAAAGUGUCGAGACUGGACAGAAUCGUCGCCGAGCACAAUCAGUUCUCCCUUGGAAUGAAAGAACUGCAGGACUGGAUGACAGACACAGUUCACAUGCUGGACUCCUACUGCCACCCAACAUCUGACAAGAGUGUGCUGGACAGCAGGAUGCUCAAACUUGAGGCUCUGUUAUCGGUGAAACAGGAAAAAGAGAUCCAGAUGAAAAUGAUUGUGACCAGGGGGGAGUAUGUCCUGCAGAAUACCUCUCCAGAAGGCAUUCCUGCUAUUCAGCAGCAACUACAGGCUGUGAAGGAUAUGUGGGCAUCCCUCCUGUCUGCAGCGAUUCGCUGUAAAAGUCAACUCGAAGGAGCUCUUUCUAAGUGGACGAGUUAUCAGGAUGACAUUCGACAGUUUUCCAGUUGGAUGGAUGGUGUGGAAGGCAGCCUAAACGAAACAGAGAGGCAGAAUGCAGAGCUGCGGGAGAAAGUAACUGCUCUUGGAAAAGCCAAGUUAUUAAAUGAAGAAGUGCUGAGUCAUAGCAGCAUGCUGGAGACCAUUGAAGUCAAAGGAGCAGGCAUGACAAAGCAUUAUGUCACCCAGUUAGAGCUCCAGGACCUGCAGGAACGAUACCUAGCAAUCAAAGAGCGGGCCAAGGAAACAGUAACCAAGUAUGAAAAACUUGUCCGGCUGCACCAAGAGUAUCAGAGAGACCUGAAGGCAUUUGAAGUUUGGCUGGGGCAGGAACAAGAAAAGCUCAACCGAUACUCAGUUCUUGAAGGUGAUGCCCACAGUCACGAGACAACCUUGCGAGAUCUUCAGGAGCUGCAAGUGCACUGUGCAGAGGGCCAGGCGCUGCUGAAUUCAGUGUUGCACAGCAGAGAGGACGUGAUCGCAUCGGGUGUCCCGCAGGCUGAGGACAGGGUGCUGGAGUCACUACGGCAGGACUGGCAGGCUUACCAACACAGGCUGGCCGAGACCCGGGCACAGGUCAACACCAUGGUGAACAAGUUGAGGCUGAUGGAGCAGAUGCUUCAGCAGGUGGAUGACUGGCUCAGAAAAAUGGAGGAGAAAGUUAGUCUCAGGACCGAGCGCCAAUCUAACCGUGCCACCAAGGAGAUGCUCUUACACCAGAUGAAGAAGAGGCAUGAAGAGGUGUCAGCACACAGAGAUGAGGUUGAGGAGGUGGGAGCCAGAGCACAGGAGAUCCUGGACGAGACCCACGUGAGCAGCAGAAUGGGUUGCCAGGCCACCCAGCUCACCUCCAGAUACCAGGCCCUGCUUCUCCAAGUGCUGGAACAAAUCAAAUUCCUGGAGGAAGAGAUCCAGAGUUUGGAGGAGUCAGAAUUAUCCCUGAAUUCCUAUUCUGAUUGGUAUUGCUCCACUCAUAAGAACUUCAAGAACGUGGCUACCGAAAUCGAUAAAGUAGACAAAGCAAUCAUGGGGAAAAAAUUGAAGGCACUGGAGGUUUUGUUAAAAGACAUGGAGAAAGGCCACAGCUUGCUGAAAUCAGCCCGGGAGAAAGGAGAGAGGGCUAUGAAGUUCUUGGAGGAAGGAGAGGCAGAGAUGCUAAGGAAAGACAUCCAGGAUCGUGUGGAGCAGCUGAAGGACCUGACCAGCACUGUCAGGAAGGAGCACAUGACUCUGGAGAAAGGUCUUCAUUUAGCAAAGGAAUUUUCAGAUAAAUGCAAAGCCCUGGCUCGGUGGAUAGCAGAGUACCAGGAACUCCUACACAGCCCUGAAGAGCCCAAAAUGGAAUUAUAUGAGAAAAAAGCCCAGUUAUCUAAAUACAAGUCACUACAACAAAUGGUGCUGUCCUAUGAACCUUCAGUAAACUCCGUGCGAGAGAAGGGUGAAGCUCUUCUGGAACUCGUGCAUGAUGUUACUUUAAAGGAAAAAGUAGAUCAACUUCAAAGUGACUAUCAGGACCUCUGCAGCAUAGGGAAGGAUCGCGUGUUCAGUCUGGAGGCAAAAGUCAAAGACCAUGAAGACUAUAACAGUGAGCUUCAAGAGGUGGAAAAGUGGCUCCUGCAGAUGUCCGGCCGGCUGGUGGCACCUGACCUGCUGGAGACAAGCAGCCUAGAGACAAUCACCCAACAACUGGCCCACCACAAGGCAAUGAUGGAAGAAAUUGCUGGUUUUGAAGACCGUUUGAACAACCUUAAAAUUAAAGGUGACACUUUGAUCAGCCGAUGUGCAGACCACCUGCAAUCGAAGCUGAAACAGAGCGUGCAGUCUCAUCUGCAGGGCACAGGGGACAGUUACUCGGCCAUCUGCAGCACAGCCCAGAGGGUGUACCGGAGUUUGGAACAUGAACUUCAGAAGCAUGUCAGCCGACAAGACACCCUGCAACAGUGCCAAGCCUGGCUUUCCGCAGUCCAGCCAGACUUAAGACCAAGCCCGCAGCCACCUCUGAGUAGGACAGAAGCUGUUAAGCAGGUCAAACACUUCAGAGCUUUGCAAGAGCAGGCAAGAACCUACUUGGAUCUCCUGUGUUCCAUGUGUGACUUGUCAAACUCUUCAGUGAAAAACACAGCAAAAGACAUUCAGCAAACAGAGCAAAUGAUUGAGCAAAGGCUGGCCCACGCUCAGAAUUUAACUCAGGGCUGGGAGGAGAUCAAGCAACUGAAGGCUGAGUUGUGGAUUUAUCUCCAGGAUGCUGAUGAGCAGUUACAGAACAUGAAGAGGAGGCACUCGGAACUGGACUUAAAUAUUGCCCAGACCAUGGUUUCCCAAGUAAAGGAUUUUGUGAAGCAACUGAAGUGCAAGCAGUCAUCAGUGAGCAGCAUCGUAGAAAAGGUGAAUAAGUUAACGAGAAGGCAGGAGUCACCUGAGCACAAGGAAAUCAGCCACCUCAAUGAGCAGUGGCUGGACCUGUGCCUUCAGUCAGACAAGCUGUGCCUGCAAAGAGAAGAGGGUCUUCAGAGAACAAGCGACUACCAUCACCGGAUGAAUGUCGUCGAGGCCUUCUUAGACACCUUUACUACAGAAUGGGAUAGCUUGGCCAGAUCCGAUGCAGAGAGUACAGCUGUCCACUUGGAAGCUCUGAAAAAGUUGGCGCUGGCAUUGCAGGAGAGAAAGUAUGCCAUCGAGGAUCUGAAAGAUCAAAAGCAGAAAAUGAUAGAACAUCUGAGUUUAGAUGACAAAGAAUUAGUCAAAGAACAGACCAGUCAUUUUGAGCAACGCUGGUUCCAGCUUGAAGACCUUGUUAAAAGGAAAAUCCAAGUGUCAAUCACCAACUUGGAGGAGUUAAAUGUGGUGCAGUCCAGAUUUCAGGAGCUGAUGGAGUGGGCAGAAGAGCGACAACCCAACAUUGCAGAGGCACUUAAGCAGAGCCCCCCUCCUGACAUGGCUCAGAACCUGCUCAUGGAUCACCUGGCCAUCUGCAGUGAGCUAGAGGCUAAACAGAUGCUCCUGAAAUCCCUCAUAAAGGACGCCGACAGGGUGAUGACUGAUCUCGGCCUCAACGAGCGGAAGUUGGUCCAGAAGGCACUCUCGGAUGCACAGAGGCAUGUGAAUUGUCUCAGUGACUUAGUGGGCCAGAGAAGAAAGUACUUUAACAAGGCCCUAUCCGAGAAAACCCAGUUUCUCAUGGCAGUGUUCCAGGCGACCAGCCAAAUCCAGCAACAUGAGCGGAAGAUCACGUUCCGUGAGCACAUCUGUCUGCUUCCAGACGAUGUGAGCAAGCAAGUGAAAACGUGCAGGAGUGCCCAAGCCAGCCUCAAGACGUACCAGAGUGAAAUCACUGGACUUUGGGCGCAGGGUCGCGAGUUAAUGAAGGGAGUCACAGAGCAGGAAAAGGGUGAGGUGCUGGGGAGACUUCAGGAGUUGCAGACCAUCUAUGACUCUGUUUUGCAAAAGUGUAGUCAUCGGUUACAAGAGCUAGAGAAGAAUUUGGUGUCUAGAAGGCAUUUUACAGAAGAUUUUGAUAAAGCUUGUCAUUGGCUCAAACAAGCAGAUAUUGUGACAUUUCCUGAAAUCACCCUCAUGAACGACAGUACCGAGCUUCACACCCAACUGGAGAAAUACCAGCUCAUCCUCGAGCAAUCUCCCGAGUAUGAAAACCUUCUACUCACCCUGCAGAGAACUGGGCAGGCCAUGCUACCAUCACUGAACGAGGUCGAUCAUUCCUACCUCAGUGAAAAGCUAAAUGCAUUGCCCCAACAAUUCAAUGUCAUUGUUGCCUUGGCUAAAGACAAGUUCUAUAAAGUCCAAGAAGCAAUUCUUGCUCGGAAAGAAUAUGCUUCUUUGAUCGAAUUGACAACACAAUCUCUGAAUGCUGAAGAUCAGUUUUUGAAGAUGAGGACAGUGCCUAGCGACCUGGUCAUUGAAGAGAGCCUGUCUCUUCAAGAGAGCUGCAGAGCCCUUCUGGGGGAGGUGGUGGGCCUCGGGGAAGCAGUGGAUGAGCUGAACCAGAAGAAAGAAAGUUUCCGCAGCACUGGUCAGCCUUGGCAACCAGACAGGAUGCUGCACCUAGUCACCUCGUAUCACAGGUUGAAGCGACAAGCAGAACAGAGGGCAAACUCCUUAGAAGAUGUCACAAGUGGGUACCAAGAGCAUGCAAAGAUGUGCCAGCAGCUAGAGAGACAGCUGGAGGCCGUGAAAACAGAGCAGACCAAAGUGAACGAGCAAACAUUACCUGCAGAGGACAAGCUCAAAAUCUAUCACUCCCUGGCAGGAAGUCUGCAGGACUCAGGGAUUUUGCUUAAAAGAGUGGCCGUGCACCUGGAGGAUCUCUCCCCACACCUUGAUCCCAUGGCUUAUGAGAAAGCCCGGUGUCAGGUCCAGGCCUGGCAGGAAGAGCUAAAGCAGUUGACCUCUGGCAUUGGCGAGACCGUGGCAGAGUGUGAGAGUCGAAUGGUGCAGAGCAUAGACUUCCAGACAGAAAUGAGCCGCUCCCUGGACUGGCUGCGGAGGGUGAAGGCUGAGCUCAGUGGCCCGGUGUGCCUGGACCUCAGCCUUCAGGACAUCCAAGAGGAGAUCAGGAAGAUCCAGAUGCACCAGGAGGAGGUGCAGUCCAGCCUGAGAAUCAUGAGCGCCCUGAGUCACAGGGAGAAGGAGAAGUUCACGAGAGCCAAGGAGCUGAUCUCCGCUGACUUGGAACACACGCUGGCGGAGCUCUCGGAGCUGGACGGGGAUGUCCAGGAAGCCUUACGCAGCCGGCAGGCUACCUUGACAGAAAUAUAUGGUCAGUGUCAACGGUAUUAUCAAGUAUACCAGGCAGCUAAUGACUGGCUUGAGGAUGCCCAAGAAAUGUUACAGCUGGCAGGCAAUGGGCUGGAUGUGGAGAGCGCAGAGGAAAAUCUCAAAAGUCACAUGGAGUUUUUCAGUACAGAGUGUCAACUCCACAGUAAACUGGAGGAGCUCCAAGGCCUGGUGGCCAAACUGGACCCACUCAUCAAGUCAACUGGGAAAGAAGAGCUUGCACAGAAAAUGGCCUCACUGGAGGAGAGGGGCCAGAGGAUCAUUCAGGACUCCCAUGCCCAGUCAGACCUCCUGCAGAGGUGCACUAUUCAAUGGCAAGAUUAUCAAAAGGCAAGAGAAGAGGUUAUUGAAUUGAUGAAUGAGGCAGAAAAGAAAUUGUCUGAGUUUUCUUUGUUGAAGACUUCUUCUAGUCACGAAGCAGAAGAAAAACUGUCAGAGCACAAGGCUUUAGUGUCAGUAGUUGACUCUUCCCAUGAGAAAAUUGUGGCUCUAGAGGAAAAGGCUUCACAACUGGACAAAACUGGAAACGACGCAAGCAAAGCGACCCUCAGCAGGUCCAUGACCACUGUCUGGCAGCGCUGGACAUGUCUCCGUGCUGUGGCCCAGGACCAGGAGAAGAUACUGGAAGAUGCAGUGGAUGAGUGGAAAGGCUUGAACAAUAAGGUCAAAAAAGCCACUGAAAUGAUGGAUGAGUUGCAAGCUAAAUUACCCGAGAGCUUCGUGGAGAAAGCCUCAAAGGCAGAGCUCUUGGCCCUUCUGGAACGCCACGAGGUGUGCGUGCUGGAGCUGGAGCAGCAGCAGCUGGCCUUGGGCACACUACAGCAGCAAGUACGAGGGAUACUGCAGGACAGAGCUAGCCCAGGACCUGGGGAAGAGCCACCCAUCCUGCAGGAAAUCUCUGCAGUGCAGGACCGCUGCCUCAGCAUGCAGGAGAAAGUGAAGAACUAUGGAAAGGCAAUAAAGCAAGAGCUGCAGGAGCGGGAAGUGGUAGAGUCUCAGAUCAACUCUGUGAAAGCCUGGCUGCAAGAGACGAAGGAGUAUUUAGAGAACCCAACAAUGGAAGUAGACGCUCAGCUGGAAGAGCUACAGAUCCUCCUAACAGAAGCCACAAAUCACCGGCAGAACGUUGAAAAGAUGGCUGAAGAUCAGAAGAAUAAGUACUUGGGUCUUUACACUAUAUUACCUUCUGAGAUCUCCCUUCAGUUAGCUGAAGUGGCACUGGACCUAAGAAUUCAUGAUCGGAUCCAAGAUAAAGUAAAAGAAAUUGAACAGAGCAAAACCAUGAGUCAGGAAUUCAGCCGGCAGAUUCAGAAGGUAGCCAAAGAUCUCACAACUAUCCUAACGAAGCUGAAAGCCAAAACUGAUAAUUUGGUUCAAGCUAAAACUGAUCAAAAGGUUCUGGGAGAGGAGUUAGAUGGCUGUAAUUCAAAGUUAAUGGAAUUAGAUGUAGCCGUACAAAACUUCUCGGAACAGAAUGGCCAACUGGCCAAGCCGUUGGCCAAGAAGAUAGGAAAACUGGCUGAAUUUCACCAGCAGGCUGUUAGGCAGGCUGAGAACCGGCUCUCCAAGCUCAAUCAGGCAGCAUCACACUUAGAAGAAUACAAUGAAAUGCUUGAAUUAAUUUUGAAGUGGAUUGAGAAAGCUAAAGUCUUGGUACAUGGAAAUAUUGUAUGGAAUUCUGCAAGUCAACUUCGGGAACAAUACAUUUUGCAUCAGACCCUGCUAGAAGAAGCUGAAGAAAUUGACAGCGAUCUGGAAGCAAUGGCUGAGAAAUUACAGCAUCUCGCUAGCGUGUAUUGUACAGAAAAGAUGUCUCAGCAAGUGACAGAACUGGGCCGGGAGACUGAGGAGUUACGGCAGAUGAUCAAAAUUCGUUUGCAGAAUCUCCAAGAUGCAGCCAAGGACAUGAAAAAAUUUGAAGCUGAGCUGAGAAACUUGCAAGCUGCUUUGGAACAAGCCCAGACAACUCUGACUUCUCCAGAGGUUGGGCGCCUUAGUCUCAAGGAACAACUGUCUCAUCGUCAGCACCUGCUGUCUGAGAUGGAGUCCUUGAAGCCGAAGGUGCACGCCGUGCAGCAGUGCCAGAGCACGCUCCGGAUCCCCGCGGAGGUGGUAGCCAGCCUGCCACUGUGCCACGCUGCUCUGCGGCUGCAAGAGGAGGCCAGCCAGCUGCAGCACACAGCCAUCCAGCAGUGCAACGUCCUGCAGGAGGCUGUGGUGCAGUAUGAACAAUAUGAACAGGAGAUGAAGCACCUGCAGCAGCUGAUAGAAGGAGCUCACAGGGAGAUUGAGGACAAACCUGUGGCCACCAGUAACAUCCAGGAGCUACAAGCCCAGAUUUCUCGGCACGAGGAGCUGGCGCAGAAAAUCAAGGGCUACCAGGAGCAGAUCGCCUCGCUGAACUCCAAGUGCAAGAUGCUGACGAUGAAAGCCAAGCAUGCCACCAUGCUGCUGACGGUGACCGAGGUGGAGGGGCUGGCGGAGGGGACCGAGGACCUGGAUGGGGAGCUCCUCCCUGCGCCCUCAGCACACCCCUCUGUGGUCAUGAUGACUGCAGGUCGCUGUCACACUUUGCUGUCACCUGUCACUGAAGAGUCUGGGGAGGAAGGAACCAACAGUGAGAUUUCCUCUCCACCUGCCUGUCGCUCCCCUUCACCUGUGGCUAAUACAGAGGCUUCUGUUAACCAGGACAUCGCUUACUACCAGUCCCUGUCUGCUGAGAGACUACAGUUGGAUGCUGCAAGGAUUCACCCUAGCACAACAGCCUCCCAGGAGUUCUAUGAACCAGGGUUAGAGCCAUCUGCCACCACCAAACUGGGUGAUUUGCAGCGCUCUUGGGAAACCUUAAAAAAUGUGAUCAGUGAAAAGCAGCGCACCCUCUAUGAAGCUUUGGAACGCCAACAGAAGUACCAGGACUCCCUCCAGUCCAUCUCCACAAAAAUGGAGGCCUUGGAGAUGAAGCUGAGUGAGAGUCUGCAGCCUGGCAGGAGCCCGGAAAGCCAGAUGGCUGAACAUCAGGCGCUGAUGGAUGAGAUCCUCCUGCUGCAGGAUGAGAUCAACGGGCUCCAGUCGUCUCUUGCAGAGGAGCUGGUGGCCGCAUCUCGGGAGUCCGACCCCGCCGAGCAGCUGGCCCUGCAGUCCACACUCACUGUCCUGGCCGAGCGGAUGUCCACCAUCAGGAUGAAAGCGUCAGGGAAGAGGCAGCUGUUGGAGGAGAAGCUAAAUGAUCAGCUGGAGGAGCAGAGACAGGAGCAAGCCUUGCAGAGGUAUCGCUGUGAGGCUGACGAGCUGGACCACUGGCUCUUGAGCACCAAAGCCACUCUGGACGUAGCGCUUGGCACACCCCAGGAGCCCAUGGACAUGGAGGCCCAGCUGGUGGAUUGCCAGAAAAUGCUGGCGGAGAUAGAGCAGAAGGUGGUGGCUCUCUCUCAGCUGUCCGUCCACAAUGAAAACCUGCUACUGGAAGGCAAGGCACACACAAAGGAUGAGGCUGAGCAACUGGCCGCGAAGCUGAGGAUGCUCAAAGAGAGCCUCCUGGACUUGCAGAGGGCCCUGCACGACAAGCAGCUCAACAUCCAGGGAGCCACAAAAGAAAAGGAGGAGAGUGAUGUUGACCCCACAGCCACUCAGAGCCCCGGCAUGCAGGAAUGGCUGGCUCAAGCCCGCACCACGAGGACCAUCCAGCGUCAGAGCAGUCUCCAGCAACAAAAAGAGCUGGAACAAGAACUGGCAGAACAGAAGAGUCUCCUCCGCUCCCUGGCCAGUCGUGGUGAGGAGAUUCUGAGCCAGCACCUGGCUGCAGAGACUUCAGGUGGCCGCGGUGAAAAACCUGCUGUGCUAUCCCAGAAGUUGGGGAUGGAAGGGGAGACAUCAUCUGCAGAAGACCAGAUGAGAAUGAAAUGGGAAAGUCUCCAUCAAGAAUUCAGUACCAAGCAGAAACUGCUACAGAAUGUUCUGGAACAGGAACAAGAACAAGUGCUCUACAGCAGACCGAACCGACUGCUGUCUGGUGUACCACUGUAUAGAGGGGAAGGACAAACACAAGAUAAAUCCGCAGUGACGUCAUUGCUGGAUGGGCUGAACCAGGCCUUCGAGGAAGUUUCAACUCAGGGUGGAGGGGUGAAAAGGCAGAAUAUCCACUUGGAACAGAAGUUAUAUGAUGGGGUGUCAGCCACCUCGACUUGGUUGGAUGAUGUUGAAGAGCGGUUGUUUGUUGCCACAGCGCUUUUACCAGAAGAAACUGAAACUUGUAUCUUCAACCAAGAGGCUCUUGCCAAAGACAUUAAGGAAAUGUCUGAAGAAAUGGAUAAGAACAAGAACUUAUUUUCCCGAACUUUCCCUGAGAACGGUGACAAUCGGGAUGUCAUUGAAGAUACUCUUGUCUGUCUUCUGGGCAGAUUAUCCUUGCUAGACUCAGUAGUGAACCAACGAUGCCAUCAGAUGAAGGAAAGACUUCAGCAAAUACUAAAUUUCCAGAAUGACCUGAAGGUGCUGUUCACAUCACUGGCUGACAACAAGUACAUCGUUCUGCAGAAGCUGGCAAAUGUGUUUGAACAGCCUGUGGCAGACCAAAUAGAGGCAAUACAGCAGGCUGAAGAGGGACUAAAGGAACUGGAUGCUGGGAUCAAUGAAUUGAAAAGGCGUGGUGACAAAUUGCAGAUGGAGCAGCCAGCCCUGCAAGAACUCUCCAAGCUCCAGGACAUGUAUGAUGAGCUCAUGAUGACCAUCAGCUCCCGCAGGAGUGGUCUCAACCAAAAUCUUGCUCUCAAGAGUCAGUACGAAAGGGCCUUGCAAGACUUGGCCGACUUGCUAGAAACUGGACAAGAAAAGGUGGCCGGAGACCAGAAAAUCAGCGUGUCUUCCAAAGAGGAAAUCCAACAACUACUCGACAAGCAUAAG